GUACAAAAGCUACUUGUGAUACUGCCACAAAGGAGAAGAAGCGUGUGUGUCUGAGUGUGAUGCGUGCAAAGCUAAAGCUGCGAGCUGGGUGAGAGAGACAAACUGGAGGAAAGAGACUGAGAAGUAGACCCAGAGUGACGCAGUCAGUAAAGAAGAGAAGGAACUAGGAGGGAAACAGUGAGACGCUCACAUUGUGGCACAUUCAAAGCACCAGAGCUCCUUUGCAUAAGGCUGGUAGUUUGUGGUGAGGACCCUGUGGGCGCUGGAAAGCCAACAAUAACUCUUCAGCUUUCGAGAAGGACGAAAACACAGGACCUGAGUUUUGACAAAGAGAAAGGAUUUUGCCAUGUGGACAUCUCUACGGGACCUGAAUGUGGAUUUGCUAUCAUUUCUUCUCCGGACUCAGCCACUCGUGGGAAUUAAGGACGUCUUGAGUGAAAAGGAGACGCAAUUGAUUGACUGACUAAUCUGAGUAAGUGAAGCUCAGUCUACAACUUGUUGGCUGCCGUCUGCCCGGGAGACAGGACAGGGGGAGGGGAGGACGCUCCUGCCUGAAUCUCUGUCUUUCAGGAGGGAUCUUUUAUAGGAGAAUGUACAACGGUACCCUCCCUCCCAACAACUCUUACCAGCCCUGGGCUGAAAAGGACUUGUCGAACAGCUCCAACUGCAUCAACGACGGCUUCAAAUACCCGCUGUACAGCACUGUCUUCAGCAUUGUGUUUGUGGUGGGACUGCUCACCAACGUCGUGGCCAUUUACAUAUUCACCUGCACCCUGAAGCUGAGGAACGAGACAACGACCUACAUGAUGAACUUGGUCGUGUCUGACCUGCUGUUUGUCUUCACGCUGCCUCUGAGGGUCUUCUACUUCAUCAACGGGAACUGGCCUUUCGGGAGCACGCUGUGCAAGGUCUCCGUCUCGCUCUUCUACACCAACAUGUAUGGCAGCAUACUCUUUCUCACCUGCAUCAGCGUGGAUCGCUUCCUAGCCAUCGUGUACCCCUUUCGCUCCAGGGCACUCCGGACCAAGCGCAACGCCAAGAUAGUGUGCGUUGCCGUGUGGGUGUUGGUGCUGUCCGGGAGUCUUCCCACGGGGUUCCUGUUGGAGACCACCUCGCCCAACAACAACAAGACCAACGCCGCCAUUUUCUGCUUCGAGAACUUCUCCUCCAAACAGUGGAAAGCUCACCUGUCCAAGGUGGUGAUAUUCAUAGAGACGGUUGGCUUCGUCAUCCCGCUUCUACUCAACGUGUGUUGCUCCAUCAUGGUGCUGCACACUCUGCGUCGCCCCAGGACGGUCGGCCGUGGGGGGAAGCUGAACAAGAAAAAGAUCCUGCGCAUGAUAAUUGUGCACCUCUUCAUUUUUUGCUUCUGCUUCAUCCCCUACAACGUAAACUUGGUUUUCUACGCUUUGGUCCGCACUAAAACUUUAGAAGGCUGCUUUGUGGAGUCGGUGGUCCGGACGAUCUACCCGAUAGCCCUCUGCAUCGCUGUGUCCAACUGCUGCUUUGAUCCCAUUGUUUACUAUUUCACCUCUGAGACCAUCCAGAACUCCAUCAAGAGGAAGUCUCAGGGGAACCGUUCGAUUGACGUCAAGUUCUCAGAGGCGCUGCAGUCGGAAACCACCUCAAACCUUCAGUGCAGCUUGAGACAUCUCAAAGCUAAAGUCUUCCACAAUGAGUCAUCAGUGUGAUGGCGGGGGUUGCUAUCCACAACACGAAAGGUAUUAAAUUCAUUGUUCCUUAGAGAAAUGAACCUUCUUGAAAUAAUUGCCUUUUGGAACAUCUGCUAAGGAGGUAUUAUCUCUUAUCUCAGGGCAAAGGUUUGGACUUGACAGCCUCAGCUCUGCAGUAUUAUCUGUGUAUUGCCUAUUACUACUCAUUUCCAUUUUCAUGUGGAGCAUUUCGUAGUUGUGUUCAGCACAAUUCUCUGCCUCGAGAGGCCUGGGGUUCAUGAACAGACAUGAACAAUAUUGUUGCUACAUGUGCCUGUAUAUUUGUACAUUUCUGUGGUAAAUUGUGGUGCUAACUUUAGAUUAGCAUCUAUUAAAUUAACAUAACGACAUACCAAGAUAUAAAUUGAACAGGGCUUCUUUUAUUUUAAAUUGCGAAGAAAUAGGUCAGAGAAGUGAUUUUUUUGUUCUGCGCAGGAUUUCCUUAUUGCCUAUGUCUAUUCUUACUGACAAUUAAAUGCACUGAUAGAGAUUUCUACUUACUGCACUCAGCAAUGAAUAAAAGUCAUGUCCUGUUUAAAACAAACAA
Gasterosteus aculeatus aculeatus (three-spined stickleback) is the source of this 2259-nucleotide messenger RNA. NCBI's taxonomy places the organism in Eukaryota, Metazoa, Chordata, Actinopteri, Perciformes, Gasterosteidae. The record is from RefSeq and is a predicted model, not a curated record.